GUCAUUCAUGCCGUCAAUUCAUUUUGGACGUGGUUUGAUUAAAUCAUAUUAUCAGCGAUAAAUUUCUUUUCACAUAAUUGCAUUUGCAGUGCAUUCAUACAAACGCGAAAACAUAUGUGCAUACGGGAAAAAUGCCACCAGCCAGACGAGCAAAUAUAGGUCGGCGAACGCGUAAUGCAAAUGAUGUGGCAUUACUAAGACGAUCACAGACUGCAGAUGAACGCGCACAAGCUAAUGCAUCGCAGCGUGAACGUAAUGCACGCAAUAGAUUUGUUAACCCAGUACCUGUACUGAAUCUUGCACGGCCAUCACGAAUAGGUCGUGCUGUUUUGGCUGAAAUGAUGCGUGCUGCUUUUAAUUACAACAGUCAGAUUGAUUAUAGUAUGUAUGGAUACAUUGGAAUGAUGGACGCAAUAUGUCCACAUUGUGAUGCGGCUAACUUUCGAGGUGAAACACCCGGCAUGUGUUGUGCUAAUGGCAAAGUGAGAUUGCCAGCAUUAGAAACUCCACCCGAACCAUUGUAUUCAUUUAUUUUUGGGACAUCGCAAGCGUCGAAGCACUUUCUGAGUCAUAUUCAACAAUACAAUUCGGCAUUUCAAAUGACUUCUUUUGGUGCAACUAAAAUUAUUAGAGAUAAUUUUAUGCCGACGUUUAAGAUUCAGGGCCAGAUUUAUCAUCAAGCUGGUUCGUUAUUGCCAUACCCCGACGCUGAUCAUCAAUUUUAGUAUUUAUUUUAAUGAAGCAAAUGCAUUGGAAAGAGCAGCACACCCACCAGCGACUACGUUGACAGCUUUUUUCAAAUUAUGCGAAACUGAUACAUUUGCUAGAAAUUUGUUAUAUUCCGAAGUGCCUCAGUACUAUACAUGGAAUGUGUCUUCAAAAAAAAUUCAAAGACGUAAACAAGGAACAGCAGUCGAUGGGCAUUCAGGCAUUUUCAAAACAGAUGCAAUUGGGAGAAUGUAUACAGUACAUCCAAACAAUGCUGAGUGUUUUUAUUUGCGAUUGCUAUUAGUUAACGUCAAUGGCCCAAAAUCAUUUCAAGAAUUAAGAACAGUCGACGGUCAUUUGUGUCAAACAUAUCGUGAAGCAUGUCAACUCUUGCAUUUGUUGGAGGAUGAUGCACAUUGGGAUUCAACACUUAAUGAUGCAUCUACGUCAGCUCAUCCACAACAAAUACGAAUGCUAUUUGCCAUUAUAUUAUCGACAUGUAUGCCAUCAAAUCCACUUGAAUUAUGGAACAAAUAUAAAAAUUAUAUGGCAGAAGAUAUUUUAAUUCGUAUGCGUCAUCAUGCAAGAAAUCCUGAUUUGUUGAUUACCUUGGAAAUGUGCAACGAAGCUUUGAUAAUAAUUGAAGAUAUAUGUCUAACGAUUGCAAAUAAAGCAUUAGUACAAUUGGGUAUGACCGCACCAAAUCGUCCCAUGCAUGAUUUGUUUGAUCGUGAAUUGCAACGUGAGCAGGAAUUCAACUGUAAUGAUUUGCGUUUAUUUGUACAAUCGAAUAUAACCAAAUUAAAUAUUCAGCAAAAACAUGUAUAUGAUACAAUCAUGCAAGCCGUUUCCAAUAAUGCAGGUGGAUUAUAUUUUUUGGAUGCACCUGGUGGCACAGGUAAAACGUUCGUUAUAUCAUUGAUUUUAGCGACUAUUCGAUCAGAUCAGAAAAUUGCACUAGCACUUGCAUCUUCGGGAAUUGCUGCUACAUUAUUAGAAGGUGGUCGGACCGCACACUCUGCAUUAAAAUUGCCAUUGAAUGUACAGGUGAUUGAAACUCCAACUUGCAAUAUAUCGAGAAAUUCUGCUAUGGCAAAAGUUCUGCGAUUAACGUCAAUUAUUUUAUGGGAUGAGUGUACAAUGGCGAAUAAAAAAUCACUAGAAGCAUUCAAUCGAACAAUGCAAGAUUUACGUGGUAAUCAACAGGUUUUUGGUGGUGCUUUGAUAUUACUUUCAGGGGAUUUUCGUCAAACAUUGCCUGUCAUUCCUCGAUCAACUCCUGCUGAUGAAAUAAAUGCCUGCUUGAAGUCAUCAGUUCUUUGGAGAUAUCUACAAAAAUUGACACUAAACAUUAAUAUGCGUGUUCACCUACAAAAUGAUCCAGCUGCCCAUGAGUUCUCAAAACAAUUGUUAGAAAUUGGUGACGGCAAAAUACAAAUCGACAGAACCAACGGAUUGAUCGCUGUACCGAACAAUUUUUGUACAAUUGCGCAAUCGAUAGAUGAAUUGAUUGAAUGUGUUUUUCCGAAUAUUGUUCAGAAUUACAGAAAUCAUGAUUGGUUGACAGAACGCGCCAUUUUAGCACCGAAAAACAUUCAUGUCAAUGCAAUUAAUUUUCAAAUUCAAGCGAAACUGCCAGGCGUAGUCACGAAAUAUAAAUCAAUUGACAGUGUUAUGAAUCAAGAUGAGGCAAUGAAUUAUCCAAUUGAAUUUUUAAAUUCAUUGGAGCCGGCUGGUAUGCCACCGCAUUGCUUGAAUCUGAAAGUUGGUUCUUCGAUUAUAUUAUUGCGAAAUAUUAAUCCACCAAAACUGUGUAACGGAACCAGAUUGGCAGUGAAAAAGUUAUUGCCAAAUUUGAUUGAAGCUACGAUCUUAACUGGUAAAUCAAAAGGAGAAGUUGUUUUGAUACCGCGUAUACCUAUGAUUCCAACUGAUAUGCCUUUUGAGUUCAAACGUUUACAAUAUCCUGUGCGUUUAUCAUUUGCGAUGUCCAUCAACAAGGCCCAAGGUCAAACACUUCACGUUUGUGGUGUGAAUUUGGAGGAACAUUGUUUUUCACAUGGCCAGUUAUAUGUUGCCUGUUCCAGAGUCGGUACCCCCAGCCGUUUGUUUAUUUAUGCUCAAAAUGGAAAAACAAAAAAUAUUGUUUAUCCAAAUGUUUUGGAUUAAGUGUGUUGUA
Molecule: messenger RNA, 2887 nt
Organism: Trichoplusia ni (cabbage looper)
Lineage: Eukaryota; Metazoa; Arthropoda; Insecta; Lepidoptera; Noctuidae
Product: ATP-dependent DNA helicase pif1-like
Exons: 3
Coding region: 958-2877 (639 amino acids)
Biological process (GO): telomere maintenance; DNA repair
Molecular function (GO): DNA helicase activity
Source: RefSeq, a predicted model, not a curated record